Messenger RNA from Habropoda laboriosa, 1096 nucleotides. RefSeq names its product rhythmically expressed gene 2 protein-like. Lineage: Eukaryota; Metazoa; Arthropoda; Insecta; Hymenoptera; Apidae. Bases 175 to 942 code for a protein of 255 amino acids. The transcript has 3 exons. The record is from RefSeq and is a predicted model, not a curated record.
CAAACAUGAAGUAUAUGUGAAACAUAAUGUUGGAAGUAGUAUCAAACUAAUACUUUUAUUUGUCAAAAUUUGAACGAUUUCAUUGUUAUCUUCUGGCGGAGCUGGAGUUGUUAAAAAAGUUCUCGAGCAGUGUUUUAGAUAUUUGUUGUCCUUUUUCGUAGACAAGGUUUAAUAAUGAUAAAGCUCGUCCGGCCGCGACUAAUUACGUUCGAUGUGACCGGUACGUUACUGAUGACGAAGUUAGAGGAAUAUUACGCUGAAAUUGGUUCCCAACACGGCCUGUCAGUUGAUUCACGCAAAUUGGCGCGAAGCUUCAAAAACAACUUUCAUAGACUUAGUCUCGAACAUCCAAUUUACGGCAAGCACACAGGCAUUGGAUGGGAAAAUUGGUGGCGGCAGAUAGUUCAUAAUGUUUUCAAAGACCAACAUAGUUCUGUUUCAGAUGCUACUUUGGAUAAGGUUGCUAACAAUUUGAUAAGUUGCUACGGCACGAGCAUGUGCUGGCACAAGUAUCCGGGCACGAUCGAAUUACUGGAGUAUCUUCAAAAAAGAGGCCUGAUAUUGGGGGUGAUAUCCAAUUUCGAUGAGAGAUUGGAAGCGAUACUCGAGGACACGAGGAUACGGUUUUACUUUUCCUUCGUUUUAACGUCCUACGAUUUCGGCGUGGAGAAACCAGACACCUCAAUAUUCGACGAAGCGCUCAGAUUAACAAAGGAACAACACAGAAUCGACGUGGCUCCCCAAGAAGCGAUACAUAUUGGCGAUUCUGUCAAUAACGACUACAUUGGCGCGAAAAAUUCUAAUUGGAACGCUCUUCUCAUUCAGCAUGAUAGCGAUACCACGAGUGAAAAAAAAGUCCCUACUGAAGACGUGUUUAGAAAUCUUCGAGAUUUGAGGAUACAUCUUUCGACACUUCUCAAUAGGGAUAUGCAGUGCGCAUAGUUUGACGGAAUGAACUUGAAAUAUAGUACAUAUUUGAAUCGUUAAGUUCAGGCGCUACUGUAACGAUGAAGUAUGAAUUUAAUUAUUGAUCAAUGAUUAAUACGAAAACUUGUCAACAUUGUUAAUAUAUUUACUCGACGUUGAUAAAAUUGAA